AGGAAGAACGGAAACGGUGCUUUGCGAGUGGCGGCACCACCUCCGCUGCGCCUCGGCGGUUAUUUUUACGUUCCGAUUGUCGUUCCGCGGCGGCGCGAGGUGAGGGAGGGAGUUCGGUGGUUCGGUUCGUGCAGACCUCAGUCCACGCCGAACCCGAGCUUCGCGAGGAGCCGCGUGAUGAACUUGACCUAGCCGCGUGAUAAUCCCCGCUCAAGUUUAUGAUCACUCGCCGCGUUUCACUGUCGUCAUUCUCAUCCGGCCACGGUCAAGCGUCAAGGAAAGAACCUUGCUGUCAAAGAUUAGCCGCUCGCCACCCCAGGAAGCCUACACUUUACCAGCUGGUGCUGGUGCACAGGGAUCUUUGUUGUGAAGUAAGUUGAAGCCGACAGCAUGGAGGCUGAAGAGCAAAGGGCGACUUUUGGUGCAGCGGACUAUGCAGUGUUCGCAGUGAUGCUUGUGGUGUCGUCGCUCAUUGGCAUUUACUACCGGUUUACGGGUGACCGGCAGCGGACAGCACGUGAAUAUCUAGUGGCAAACAAGAACAUGUCGGUGGUGCCUGUGGCAUUCUCACUCAUGGCAAGCUUCAUGUCUGCAGUUACGCUGCUGGGCGUGCCUUCCGAAAAUUACUACUAUGGCACUCAGUUCGUCGUUAUCAACAUUGCAUACAUCUUUGGCACACCCAUUGCUGCCUAUGUUUUCCUGCCCGUGUUCUACAAGCUCCAGGUCAUCAGUGUUUACGAGUACUUGGAAAGAAGAUUUGGGAAGGCUACCCGUCUGGCUAUGUCUGCUACGUUUGUCAUACAAAUGGUGCUGUACAUGGCAGUCGUGUUGUACGCGCCAGCUGUGGCCCUGAGCGCUGUCACUGGUAUAUCAAAGUGGCUUUCAAUUAUCUCUGUGGGUCUGGUCUGCACAUUUUAUUGCACUAUUGGUGGCAUGAAGGCUGUUCUGUGGACCGACCUGUUCCAGUCAAUACUCAUGUUUGUGUCCAUGUUUGCUGUUGUUGGUGUGGGCACCUAUAGGAUGGGCGGUAUCUCCAACGUCUGGAAUGAAGCGCUUGCUGGAGGAAGGAUAGAGUUUUUAAACUUUGACCCAGACCCAACUGUGCGCCACACCGUGUGGACUCUGGCCAUUGGAGGCAUCUUUGUCUAUGUGUCCCUCUACGGCGUCAAUCAGGCUCAGGUUCAGAGGCUCAUGACUGUCAGCACACUCAAGAAAGCACAGCUUGCUCUUUUCCUCAACUGGCCCAUUGUUUCGGCACUGAGCUUGAUCACAAGCUUUGCUGGUAUUGUGAUGUACGCAAACUUCAGGCACUGUGAUCCUUUGUUGACGGGCAAGAUAACCAAAACAGAUCAGGUGCUGCCCUAUUUUGUGAUGCUCUACCUGGGAGGAGUCCAAGGCCUGCCUGGGCUCUUUGUGGCUGGUAUUUUCAGCGGAGCUCUUAGCACAGUCUCGUCAGCAGUAAACUCCUUGGCGGCUGUCUUGCUGGAGGACUUCGUGCGGCCAUUUUGCAUUUCCCAAAAGACUUAUGACAAGCACGCAUCUCUCAUUCUCAAAGUUCUUGCUUUCUUCUUUGGCGUCCUGUGUGUACUGCUGACGGGUGUGGUGGAGCAGCUAGGCGGUGUUCUGCAGGCGUCCUUCAUGAUCUUUGGAGUGGUGGGUGGCCCACUGCUUGGAGUCUUCACACUAGGCUUUCUUUGUCGCAGAGCCAAUCAGGAGGCAGCACUGUCUGGUCUUGUUGCGGGCCUCCUGAUGGGGUUCUGGAUCGGAACCGGUGCCACUGUGUAUGGUGUGAAGCCAGAGAGUCUUCCUCUCCUUGAUGAUAGGUGCCCAGCAACGUCAGGUGCCACAAGUGCCUUGACAACCACUGUGUCCUAUGUUUCGGAGAACGUAACCACAGCUGCAGUCACCAUUCUUGCUGAAAGCAUGGUAUCCGACAACGGAACAUCUGUCAAUGUCAUUGCUGGCGAGAGGUACAUAUUGCCUCUGUACCGUCUGUCGUACCAGUGGUACUGCGGCGUUGGCUGGCUGGUGGUCGUCGUGGUUGGCAGCAUAGUCACAUUGCUUACGGGUGGUGCCAAGGACGUUGACCCUUACUGCCUGAGCCCAUUGGUUAGCAAGAGUCCCAGCUGUCGUCAGCGUUCCUGGUCACUGGGCAGAGUACGACAUUCAUCAGUCACAAGUUCACAGGCAUGCAGACUUUCUUGAGACCCGUGCUGUUUGUUUUCCAACUUCUGACUUACCUUUUUAUAUUCCCAUGAAUGCGAUCAAAGAAUAGCAUCUGUUGAGAAUACCUCACUCAAGCUGCAAUGGGGAGGAACCUGGCAGCAGCAAGUCAUCAGUUUUAUUUUUCAUUCUCACUAGAGCAAGGCACAGAGUUCACCUUGGGGUACGCCACGCAGUCUUAUGGUCUGUAAAAAACCCUCUUAUCAGAUUUUUUAUACUACAUGUUUUAUUAUUCUUUCAUAGCACCUGUGCCAUUCAUGACUCACAUUUUUAACGUUUUGGGCUUCGUUUUGCUCAUUUCUGCUGACAGUGCCAUUUUUUCUUUGGUCUUUUAAUGAACAUUUGUGGCCUGUUGUGGAUAUUUUGUGUUUCACUUCAGUUUGAUUUUAUUUCGUUAUCAUCAAACAUCAGAAUUCUUGUUAGUUUCUUUCUUCGGAAGCCUGCACCAGGGAUUUAAGUUUAAAUGUAGCAGAUGAGCUACAGAUCUCAGAUUUAGUAGACUUCUAUAAGUGAUGCUCAGAUCUGUGAAACACACCUUUGAAGGUGUAUUGAACACAAAACUUAUCCGAGUCUUCCAUGCCAAGUUCAGCCAUGGCAGAAGUGAUGCAAUGCACUUUUUUACCUUUCCUCCCCCUCCCCCUUCAGCCGUCUCUUUCCUUGUUGUUAUUGCUGUCGGUAUGUAAACGUUGUAGCAAAUGCCGUCCUUAUUUUUGUAGUUGUGAAUUUCAUGAAAUGGACUGAGGUAUUGUUGUAUAGCUGAAUGUUGGUGCUAGUUCACAGGUAUCGCUGGUCUGGUUGCCGAGGCUGAACAUUUUUGAGUGCCAUGUAGAGGAAUGGUAGAUACAGAAUGUGUUACAUACCUGACAUCUCAACAUGGCCUGUUGCUAGGGUUCACCUGUCAAGAGUGGUUAUAACUUUAAAACACGUUUCAGAGCUUGUGAGAGAAUGUGGAAUGUUGUUCUUUCAUAUCCAGUGCAAAAAGAUGUUCAUGUUACCCUUGGGACAAAUUAUGGAGUGUUAGAAAUGCUGGUGUCAUUGUGUUCUUAUAGAUUGGCACAUUUGAAACUGAGGAAUUUAUAUUUAAUGUGGAUACUUGCUGAAAGCGACAGUAAACAGCAAUCAUCGCAUAGCUUGAUAGGUGUUCUAAGGACAUCUGAGGGCCACAGUUGUUUGUAAUCAACAAAGCAGAGGCAGGCUAGUUUAGGAAAAGCGAGAACAGCAGAACAGGUGCAAAAAUGAAGAAAGGAAAUGACUGAAGACAGCCAAUCAAUUUAUUAUUAUUUGAGAGUCCAGCAUUGGUUCGAUUUUUUUUUUGCCUUCAUCUGUUUGCAUUAUAUGCUCAUUUUUCCUUGAACAAAAUGUCUCUGAAACGAUCAUCAAAACUCUUUCUAGUGUCACGUUUUUUAACACUUUCUUAAAUAUAGAGUUGAGUUAGGCAUCCUCUUGAGGACAGAUGUGUUGGGAAAUGUUCACAUUUAGAAAUGGCUGCGACGGCGUAAAGAGGUUCUCAGAAUUUGGUAGCAACAGCAUUUUGUUAAAAGAACCUGCUUGGCCUUGCACUUCACAAGCUGUGUGCAUGUUAAUGAACUGCAAUGUGUACAUAGCAUAGUUCAGUUGCUGUGUUUUAAGAGGAGCCCCCAUGGUCUGUGUGUUACGGGAGAACAAACUACUGUAUAUCCUCCAGAGCAUAUCUUGCAUUGUCUGAAACAUUGGGCACAUAUUCACUAAGUUAUUUUACACAUUCCGCCAAACAGUACACCUUUACAUGGUAGGAACUUUAUAUUAUUUUUUACGAAAACAAAAUAUAUUUUUCUUUCUCUUUUUUGGAGGAAGCUUAAUUUCAAAGUGCAAUACGUUUAGUAGGUGAGACAUCGCUGUCUAGAUGUGCCCCUCUUAAAUUUUUGCCCUUUUCGGGCAUCAGGCUCAUUGGGCUCAUCUCGGUCAUAUUUUUAGUGUGGGUGUAGCUUAUUGGUGAAAUGCCCAUUUUAUGUUGUGCGAUGAAGAUGCUGUACGUGUUCAUAUGGACUGCUUUCUUAUGGUUGACAGGAAUGCUUUCUCAUGGUUGCCAGUUGAGGUGGAUAACCUAUUAUAUGUGUCAGCUAUGAUAAUGGUUUUGGCAUUCUGCAGUGUGAAAUAGACACACCAAUGACAGGUAAUGUUGACGCAAAAAAUAUGACGGAGAUGUGUUUAAUGUGAUGGGCCAUGUUAGCCGGUAGUGUUUUGAGUUUUUUCGAUUUGUGAUCGAAAGUUUAUUUUUCAUGUUGUGUUGUUUUAGAAGUUUGGAUGUUUUCAGAGUUUUAGAACAUGCUUGGUGGUUUUCUUUCUCAUAGCAUUAACAUUACUGUAUAUGAAUCUUAAUUUUAAAUGUGCUCCCUUGUUUGGUUUUGCUCAGUAUUUGAGCACUUCUCUGUUUAUGACACAGGGUGGAUUGACUUUGUUAGUGGUUGCUACAGGUGGGUAUUUUGUGGCAGCUAUCACUGCAGCAUCCAUAUCAAUGAGUGUUGAGGCUUGAUUAUUUGUAAGGGUCAAGCAUGGGGCAAUAGAAUCUGAUUUGAUUAUAAUCAAGACUUUUUUAUAGCAUGUGCUUUAAGUGGUUCGCUUUUGAUCUCUCUUCAUGGGCUUGUGUGAAUUUUUCUAAUGGUUGUGAAGCUCCAAAAACAUUGUUUUAAGGUGCCGUUGAACAUGUGAACAAAGAAAAUGAAAUUAAAUUAUUAUACUCUAAAGGAA
Dermacentor silvarum is the source of this 4950-nucleotide messenger RNA. Its product is annotated as putative sodium-dependent multivitamin transporter. Gene Ontology annotation, biological process: transmembrane transport; sodium ion transport. The coding region runs from base 391 to 2205 and encodes 604 amino acids. The transcript is spliced from 12 exons. Gene Ontology annotation, molecular function: symporter activity. NCBI's taxonomy places the organism in Eukaryota, Metazoa, Arthropoda, Arachnida, Ixodida, Ixodidae. Gene Ontology annotation, cellular component: membrane. The record is from RefSeq and is a predicted model, not a curated record.